CCACGCAGGCGCCGGGAAGGUUCUGGGCGCGCGCGGUGGAUUGUGGGGGAGGGACCGUUAGCAUCAAGGCCGCCGCCAAGAUGAUGCCCACACCUGUUAUCCUGCUGAAGGAAGGCACAGAUACCUCCCAAGGUAUCCCACAGCUUAUGAGUAACAUCAGUGCCUGCCAAGUUAUCGCAGAAGCUGUCCGCACCACGCUCGGCCCCCGGGGCAUGGACAAACUCAUUGUUGAUGACAGAGGCAAAGCCACGAUUUCUAACGACGGCGCCACCAUCCUAAAGCUUCUUGACGUGGUCCACCCUGCUGCUAAGACACUCGUAGACAUCGCCAAAUCCCAGGAUGCAGAGGUCGGAGAUGGCACCACUUCCGUUACUCUCCUCGCGGCAGAAUUCCUAAAGCAAAUCAAGCCCUACGUGGAAGAAGGCCUGCACCCUCAGAUCAUCAUCCGUGCCUUCCGCACCGCAACCCAGCUGGCUGUAAAUAAGAUUAAGAAGAUUGCAGUUACAAUUAAGAAGACGGACCAAGAUGAGCUGCGGGACCUGCUGGAGAAAUGCGCAAGCACCGCCUUGAGCUCCAAGCUGAUCUCCCAGCAGAAGGAGUUCUUCGCCAAGAUGGUGGUGGAUGCUGUCAUGAUGCUGGAUGAGCUGCUGCAGAUCAAAAUGAUCGGGAUCAAGAAGGUGCAGGGCGGAGCCCUAGAGGAUUCCCAGCUGGUGGCCGGAGUUGCCUUUAAGAAAACCUUCUCUUACGCUGGCUUUGAGAUGCAGCCCAAGAAGUAUGAGUCCCCCAAGAUCGCGCUGCUUAACAUUGAGCUGGAGCUCAAGGCGGAGAAGGACAACGCCGAAGUCCGAGUCCACAAUGUGGAGGAUUACCAGGCCAUCGUGGAUGCUGAGUGGAACAUCUUGUAUGACAAGCUUGAUAAGCUCCACAAGUCAGGAGCCAAAGUUGUCCUCUCCAAGCUCCCCAUCGGGGAUGUGGCUACUCAGUACUUCGCUGAUAGGGACAUGUUCUGUGCCGGCCGCGUCGCUGAAGAGGAUCUCAAACGGACCAUGAUGGCCUGUGGCGGAUCCAUUCAGAGCAGUGCGAAUGCCCUGACGGACGAUGUCCUUGGACGUUGUGAGCUGUUUGAGGAGGCCCAGAUUGGAGGAGACAGGUAUAACUUCUUCACCGGCUGCCCCAAAGCCAAGACCUGCACGAUCAUCCUGCGUGGAGGGGCAGAGCAGUUCAUGGAAGAGACGGAACGCUCCCUCCAUGACGCCAUCAUGAUCGUCAGGAGGGCCAUCAAGAAUGACUCUGUCGUUGCUGGCGGUGGAGCUAUCGAGAUGGAGAUCUCCAAGUACCUCCGUGACUAUUCCAGGACCAUUCCCGGCAAGCAGCAGCUGCUGAUCGGGGCUUACGCCAAAGCCCUGGAAAUCAUCCCUCGCCAGCUCUGCGACAACGCCGGCUUCGAUGCCACCAAUAUCCUCAACAAGCUCCGAGCCAAGCAUGCCCAGGGUGGGAUGUGGUACGGUGUGGAUGUGAACAACGAAGAUAUCGCCGACAACUUUGUGGCUUGUGUGUGGGAGCCGGCGGUCGUCCGCAUCAACGCCCUGACGGCAGCGUCUGAGGCGGCCUGCCUCAUCGUGUCGGUGGACGAAACCAUCAAGAACCCACGCUCCACCAUGGAUGCCGGUCCUCCAGGCCGUGGCAGGGGCCGAGGCCGGCCACACAACCACUGAAGGCCACUAGUGUGAGAUGCAGGAAAGCCCAUUCUUACACAGCCACCUUAACAUUCAGGCCGUGUCUGGGCCCUCUCGCGUAGCCCUUCUUAGUCCGUUGUCCCCGCUGGGGCUGUUGAAACCACCUUCGAUGCUGUUAGGGCUGCUCCACGCAGUGUAGGAAAGCUGUGUGUGUCCCAUGGCUGCUUUGUGUCCAGUGGGGCUCCUUCCGUUCCAUAGCGUGUGAAAUGGGAGAACGUCCCUUGGAAUUCAAGGCCCUACACUCAAGUCCAGGUAUCCUAGCCAGUUGGAGAUUUCUCUCGAUCUCAACUUGGAAGAUUCAGGGCCUCCAUUUCUCUGCAAUUUUGGCAUAGUGCUUGGAUGUUAACGUGGCUGGUUAUAGGUUGUAUUUAUUGGUUUUUUUCUACUGGAGGUUAAACCCCGGCAACAAACACAAUAAACCAUUACAAAAUGCA
Elgaria multicarinata webbii is the source of this 2170-nucleotide messenger RNA. RefSeq names its product chaperonin containing TCP1 subunit 7 (gene CCT7). The record is from RefSeq and is a predicted model, not a curated record. Lineage: Eukaryota; Metazoa; Chordata; Lepidosauria; Squamata; Anguidae. Gene Ontology annotation, biological process: protein folding. The transcript is spliced from 12 exons. Gene Ontology annotation, molecular function: ATP-dependent protein folding chaperone; ATP binding; ATP hydrolysis activity. The coding region runs from base 81 to 1715 and encodes 544 amino acids. Gene Ontology annotation, cellular component: chaperonin-containing T-complex.